GGAGAGAGAGGGGGUUCAAUCUGUGGCUACAAAACAACACAACCCACUCUAUAAACCAACUUCUUUGAGUGAGGUUAGCGGUGCGGUGAAGGAGUAACUUUGGCCUUGGCAGCUUUAGUCGAAUGCGUGGUGAUUUGGGAUUCUGAGUCGUUUGGAUUAAUAUUUCCAGCAUUCAACGAACGUCAAAUUUGGGAAGUUAUGCACAGCAAUACGUUAACCGAAGGCCGAGAAUCACCGGCUGCUUCACACGCCAAUCCAGACAGCGACCAGGGGGAAGAGGACACAAGCCCUCGCAGCGCUCUUUUCAGUGGAGUAGAUCAGAGUCGGAGGCACCGGACUGCCUUCACGCGAGAGCAACUCUCCCGCCUGGAGCAGGAGUACUGCAAGGAGAGCUACGUAUCUCGGCCAAGGAGAUGCGAGCUGGCGGCAGCUCUCAACCUUCCGGAGACAACCAUUAAGGUUUGGUUCCAGAACCGACGCAUGAAAGACAAGAGGCAGAGACACAGUCUGAGCUGGCCUCACCCUCUGGACCCCAACCUCUGUGCUCUCAUGGUGAGCCAGGCCAGUGCCGGCCUGCCCUACUCCCUACUCCCACACCUCCCGCUGCCCCUCUACCCACACUUGGGGCUGGCGCCCACCGCCUCCCCGCUGCCAAGCCCCUUCGCCCCUCCUCUCAGGCACCUGGACCCCCUCCGGCUCUCCCAGUCCCCCUACCCCAGACUUGGAGGGCUGCCACCAACGACCCUCUAUACCCCCACCCACGCAAUGCACCACCCCACUGCCUGCCCCUGUCCCCACUGUCUGCACUGGGGAACAGACCAACUCUUCAAGGUCCGAGGGGUAACUCCUCUGGGCUUGACACCAGCCAGCAGCCCCAAAGCUUCAGUGGUGACUAUGGACCAUAGGGAAGAGGUGCCUAUGCCCAGAUGAUGAAUAAUCAGAGGGUGAGCAUCUCUGUCUUUUGCAACGCACAAUCAUUUAGGACAGAGAGGUCAUUUGUGAAGGAGAGCAUGCAAAUCUGGAAUGUCUAUACUACAAUGUUACACUUCUGUUUUGUGUGCUUGCUACAUUCUCUGCAGGCUGAGAAUCAAUACUACAGGAAUUAUUUAAGAUUUGAAUAUAGACACUACAGACAUAGCACAAUCAAGCCAACCAUGGGACGUACCAUUUGGUAGCAAUAUCUCUCAAUACACUGGUUUUGUCUGUACUGAGGGUUGUUUAUUUGUUUACAAAGUGAAACUGAAUCGGUCAAAUUAGCUGCAUUAAUACUGACAUUAGGAAGGUAUGUAGCAUGUGCCUACAUAGAAAUACUUGAGAAAGUUCCUUGGUUGCUCUGCAAAAUUUUCUAUCUUAAAGAUUAUUUUAUUAUGCCUGCACCAAAUGUGUAUUUUCAAAUGUG
Molecule: messenger RNA, 1399 nt
Organism: Alosa alosa (allis shad)
Lineage: Eukaryota; Metazoa; Chordata; Actinopteri; Clupeiformes; Clupeidae
Gene: eve1
Product: even-skipped-like1
Exons: 3
Coding region: 199-930 (243 amino acids)
Biological process (GO): regulation of transcription by RNA polymerase II
Cellular component (GO): nucleus
Molecular function (GO): RNA polymerase II cis-regulatory region sequence-specific DNA binding; DNA-binding transcription factor activity, RNA polymerase II-specific
Source: RefSeq, a predicted model, not a curated record